Molecule: messenger RNA, 2274 nt
Organism: Penicillium odoratum
Lineage: Eukaryota; Fungi; Ascomycota; Eurotiomycetes; Eurotiales; Aspergillaceae
Product: RIX1/PELP1 family protein
Exons: 2
Coding region: 1-2274 (757 amino acids)
Biological process (GO): rRNA processing
Cellular component (GO): nucleus
Source: RefSeq, a predicted model, not a curated record
AUGACUACAACUACGCUACGUGCAGUCACCCAUCGUUUGGCAACUACUCCAGUUGAACAAUUGCCUUCGGUAGCUGCAUUCCUUGCGACUUCGUUGACCGAUUGCGCCGAGCUUCUCUCUGCGCCUCAAGCAGGAAAAUCAGGCAAAUCAGACUCGGAUCAUACUGUCCAGAUUCAUAAGCUGAAAACUCGCUUGGCAGCUUUGCUGCAGGACCGCAGCAUUGAGGGACGAUGGACCGCUGUGGUGCUUGUCAAAGCCACCGUCGAGGCGGGACAAUGGGAGAUCUUGCGUGGCUACGAGCCAAUUGUUCGUGGCUUGAUCGGCAUUCUGGCGAAACCGGAUCCAAUCUCCACCAGAAAGAUGGCUUUGAUCACCUUGACGCGUAUCUUCCACCUCACCUACCAGUACCCGACUCUUGUCCGGGAGAUCACGACUCCUCAUCUGCCUGCAUUUAUUACCGCUGCUCUUAAUCUGGUCUCGGUCCUCACCAAGCUUCCCUCUGGAUCGACUCGUAAAGCCAAGCCCAACACUCCGUUUAUGGAGACCGUUCUUCAAGUCUGCUUGGAAUUGGUUCCUCGGCACCCUACCAUUUUCCGACCAUUUGGUACUCAGCUUCGAUCAUUGCUGACGGAGAUACUGGGCUCGUCAAUUUACUUCCCCGACCCGGUGAUGGAUAUCGCCGAGCAACUCUUCGCCUCUCUGCACAAAUGCGCACCAAAGGACAAGGCCGGGUCUGGCUGGACCGACGACUGUAGGGCAACGGUCCUUUCUAUCCACCGAGCGGCUGACUAUGUUUUCCGUGCUGUGGUCGAGCAGUGGGAGUCGGUUGAUGGAGGUUUGGUUUCGGCACGACAGAACUAUCGCGAUGAAUUAGGUGAUGAUAGCACUGAUGCACUGGGACUUCAUAACUGGGUGGGCAUGCAUGCGGGAUCUGAUAGAUUGAUCACACUUUUGCGACUACUGUCGAACUUCGUUGCAAUGCCAUCUGCAGCUACUGUUGCCCUCCCUCUGGGAUCUAUUCUCGAUGUGACAUCGCGUCUCACAUCUGUGACCGCUCCUACAGAUGAGGGGUCCCGGGGCGUGCAAAGCAAUCCUCAAAUUGGCCGCGACGAGCGGGAGUUGCUGUGGGCCGAAUUGCCUCGCAUUCACAUUGCCUGUAUGGACUUGCUUGCGCAGGUUACCAGUGUGCUGGAGACUAGUGCCACGCCUAUUGCACAGAACAUCCUGGAACAAAUCACCUGGGUGUUCCGCAACGAACAUACUAGUCGCAAUGUGCGCUUCGCUUCGUAUGAGCUACUGCGCACCGUGGUGUCGCUGAGUGGCCCCGCUAUGUCGAAGGAGAGCGUGGCCUCUAUCGCCAAUAUUCUGCGCGCCUGUUGCCAGGACCUCCUGCCUUCUUCCGAUGACUCCAGCUCUCAAGCCAAGCCGCAAUCCGAUAGCAAGGCGAAGACAAAGAAUGGCCAGGCCACCGCGAAUGCAGACUCAUUCCUGAACCCGGACCUGCAAAAGAACCGCAAAUCACAAACAUCCCAAUUCGCUGAGCUAGAACGGGCCGCGUCCGGUCUCUUACAGGCUGUUUUGACAUAUGUUCCCCCACAACUCCUUGCGGGAUCGCUUCGCGCUGAAAUCGACCGCACGAUCAUUCUGGUUUCUGACAAGGAUGCCAUGCUUGCAAGUGUUCUGAACCCCGUGCCCGCUAUCCAGGGCCGCGCCGCAAGUGCCAGUAUCAUGCCCUUCUUAGUUCGGGCUUACGCCGAUAACGUGGAAGUUGAGGCUUUGGUCCGCCCUAGAAUGCCAGUCCUGAUGACUGCUCCGGAGCUCAACGCUUUUGCCGAUAUGGAAGACGAGCAAGAUGCAGACGAUAUGGUUGAUGAAGCGUACAAUGAUGCUCCCGAAACUUCCGACUUCUUGGUUUCGGCUCCUGCACCUGUAGAAUCGAAGCCCGCAACCCAGGUUCCAAUGCACAAACGGACGUAUGUUGAGGAGUCCAACAUCCACGCGCCUAGCUUGUCAGACUCUGUGAACGAGGCUAAGAAGGCCCGUUUUGAAGAGAGUGCUACACAGUUUCCUGUCGUCGCUCGGGCUGAGACGUCUGCGUCUCAGCUAGCUGAAGCUGACGCACCCGUGCAGCAGCAACCCCAAGUCACGCCUCAGGCUCCGGCUGCCCCGGCUGCUUCAGUGCCGGAGGAUGAAAGUGAUGAUGAAAUGCCCACUCUAAACAUGGAUUCGGACACUGAUGAUGAAGACGACGAGGAUGUCACGAUGGACGGUUAA